AUGUGUCAGGAAGGUGGGAAAACGUGUGCCACAUCAACUGACUUCACUCCACAUCUGAGAAUUCAUCCAGGAAAGAGACCUCAUGAAUGUAAGGAAUGUGGGAAAACAUUUUCCUGCACAAGUAGCCUCAUUCGACAUAGAAGAAUUCACACAGGAGAGAAACCAUAUGAAUGUAAGGAGUGUGGGAAAAGGUUUUCCUACUCAAGUAAACUCAUUACACAUGAAAGAACUCAUACAGGAGAGAAAGCUUAUGAAUGUAAGGAAUGCGGGAAAACAUUUUCCUGCUCAAAUAACCUCAUUCAACAUAGAAGAAUUCAUACAGGAGAGAAACCGUAUGAAUGUAAGGACUGUGGGAAAAGGUUUUCCUACUCAAAUAGCCUCGUUCAACAUAGAAGAAUUCAUACAGGAGAGAAACCUUAUGAAUGUCAGGAAUGCGGGAAAAGAUUUUCUUUCUCAAAUAACCUCAUUACACAUAGAAGAAUUCACACAGGAGAG
This is a messenger RNA of Elephantulus edwardii (Cape elephant shrew), 495 nucleotides long. Its product is annotated as zinc finger protein 383-like. NCBI's taxonomy places the organism in Eukaryota, Metazoa, Chordata, Mammalia, Macroscelidea, Macroscelididae. Gene Ontology annotation, biological process: regulation of transcription by RNA polymerase II. The annotation marks the transcript as partial. Gene Ontology annotation, molecular function: RNA polymerase II cis-regulatory region sequence-specific DNA binding; DNA-binding transcription factor activity, RNA polymerase II-specific. The transcript has a single exon. The record is from RefSeq and is a predicted model, not a curated record.